AUGGAAAUCGCAGAACGAUUAAAGACGGUUCUACGAAAGUCCCAGGACCUGCUCAACAUUCGCAAUGCUCAGAGAGCUGUCACGUCGCCACCGUCCUAUGACGCUGUUCUGCUUCAGAAACAUUGCGAACGUCUUUUGCAACCCACAGGUACCCCUUUGCACGGUGUGGCUGGAUAUCUGAGGGAGUUCGAUCCUUUGAUAAUUCCGCCAACCCCGGAGGCAUCAGAGAAAGCCGUCCAGAAGCAUCUUACCGCCCUAUCUCGGGUGAACGAUGCUUCUACACUGGAAUAUGCGCGACGCUCCUGCGGCGGCACUCGUCGAAAGGCCUAUGACCGACAUUUCGCUCAUCUUCUAACGGUCUACGAAUGGUCAUGGCUGCAUCAAAUCGCAGACGCGCUCAUCGACGUUUUCGAGAAACGCUCUCCGAGGAACUUCGAAAUACGCCCUAUUCGGAAGCUGAGACGACAACAAACAAGCGUCGUCAUGGCGCAACAGUAUGCUGACAGUCAAUCAGAGGGCCCUGUCUCAUAA
Messenger RNA from Endocarpon pusillum Z07020, 531 nucleotides. RefSeq lists its product as uncharacterized. The record is from RefSeq and is a predicted model, not a curated record. NCBI's taxonomy places the organism in Eukaryota, Fungi, Ascomycota, Eurotiomycetes, Verrucariales, Verrucariaceae. The transcript is spliced from 3 exons. The coding region runs from base 1 to 531 and encodes 176 amino acids.